This is a messenger RNA of Periophthalmus magnuspinnatus, 1515 nucleotides long. RefSeq names its product proline rich 18 (gene prr18). Lineage: Eukaryota; Metazoa; Chordata; Actinopteri; Gobiiformes; Gobiidae. The record is from RefSeq and is a predicted model, not a curated record. The transcript has a single exon. The coding region runs from base 201 to 962 and encodes 253 amino acids.
GGCGCGUCCAUAAAAACCCAGGAGUCACGCGUGUGUGUUCACCAGUUGAAUCGCAGUGGAGUACGGACAGGUGCACCGUGCCCUGCUCCUGUCACUAUCGGAUAAUGAACUGUUUGGCACGUCUCGUCGCAGGGCUUCCUCUUCUUCUGCACUUUGGACAUUUAUUUCUGACUUGAUUUCUUCCACACCCGCGCGUAAAAAUGCCUUUUCCGCCGAUCAGCCUGCACCAACGGAUCUCUUCUCCUGGCAGGGAUUUAUUCGGGAAGAAGAAAACCAGCGCCGUGCCUCCUCCUCAGUCUGAGCUCACCAGCAAAUCCGGAGCCGAUAAGGUGUCCGAAAAGGAGAAACCACCGUCGUCUUGGACAUCUGCAAAUUUACGCAAUCUCGGGAGAAAACCUCAACAGGAGAAGAGCAAAAGUCCAGUUCAGAAACAGGACGAGCCUCAGGGAAAAUGUUCUUGGCUGGCUGUACCCAAACCUCAGGAACAACCGUGCGAAGUGGUGAGACGCUCUACUUCUAUGGACUCAGCUAAACAACAGGGUAAGGACGAAGCCAAGAAGGACAUUCAGUUUACUCUCAGUCUGACUCCAGAAGCCAUACUCGUUAUUCAAAAGCGCAACUUGGAAAAGCAAAUGAUGGCCAAGCAGCAGAAGUGUUGCGCUGCAGCGGACUUUCGGCACAGGAGAGUGUUCCCCUCCAAAAAGACGCAAGGGGGAGGCAAAGGAUGCGUCCCCGGCGCGUGUAAACCGGACCCCCUAGAACAGGACAUUACAGCUAUAGUUAAAAUCUCACUUUUAAAUGACCAAUAUAAGUACGAUGAUGUGGAGUAUGAAGAUGAAGACGGGGAUGUAGAUGAGACGGUUGUGAGAAAAUGUAAAGAGUGGCUGAAAGGGGUCGAAAACGCUGCUGCUUUGGGGAAAGUGGACAAACUCUCUGCACUUCCGCACCUUAAAGGAUGCUGACACCUGAUACUCGGAGUCUUUUGUUUAUCUGUGGACUUUACAUAAUGCCUCUUGUAAUGGCAUCUCAAUUAGACUCAAAAUAAGUGUGCGUAAAAGAAAGAAAGACUCGUUCCAAGAAUUAAGUGUCAAAUUGUCUUUUAAAAACUCAAACUAGGCUAUUAAUGCAAAAAUGCGUAAUUCUGCACCCAAGUAUUGCUGUGUGCUCUUCUUGAGGAGGCUGAUUGUUUGCCUAUAUGUCUCUUACUAUUUAAACACCUUAAUAAUAUUAUCCUUUGCACAUGUUUAUGUUGUCAGAGGGGCGCAUGCGGAUUGGCUCUCGUGGAAAAAAAAACAAGGAUGUGAGUUGGGAUACGUUUCUUUGUGCUGAAGACAAAGCAGCUCUUUAUGCGUCUGCCUCUGAAACCAAACGCUAUUGUUGACUUUCUCUCCUCAUAAUAAGAGGGGUCUAUGGAUUUCUCAGUAAUGUACAGUAUUUAAUAUUGACCAAAUAUUUGUACUGUCACUGCUGAAUAUUUUAUGCCUUUUGAAGUAAAAUGUUUUGUAAUUAUUUAAA